This is a messenger RNA of Asparagus officinalis (garden asparagus), 2370 nucleotides long. Its product is annotated as HBS1-like protein. The record is from RefSeq and is a predicted model, not a curated record. NCBI's taxonomy places the organism in Eukaryota, Viridiplantae, Streptophyta, Magnoliopsida, Asparagales, Asparagaceae. Gene Ontology annotation, biological process: translation. The transcript has 10 exons. The coding region runs from base 149 to 2131 and encodes 660 amino acids. Gene Ontology annotation, molecular function: GTPase activity; GTP binding.
AUCCGCGUGACGGUUUACCCGGAUCCGACAAACCAUCGCCCCCAAUUUUGCCUCCUCCCUGAAAGCUCGCUCCUUUUCUGCUCACACAAUAACUGAAGGUUUCGAAUUGGGAGCGAAUCUAGGGUUCAAUCUCGAUUUCGGAUGCAAUAUGCCUCGGAAGACAAAUUAUGGAAAAUACUACGAGGAAGACUAUGAUGAUUAUGAUGAUUAUGAUGAGCACGACUAUGAUGAAUUGGAAGUGAAUAGUUAUAAUCAUGGCAGUGAAAUAAAUAAUUGCUCUUAUUCCGAAGAUGGGCAUGGUCAUGGAAAAAAGCCAUCCCUGAAAGAUAAGACAGCUAGGAAGUCUGAGCUUUGGCGUUGUUCAUUUUGCACGUAUGAUAAUGACGGAAGCUCAUUAUCUUGCGACAUGUGUGGAGCUUGUCAAGAUUCCUCUGUUGAUUUAGGCAACCAUAGGGAAGCUGCCGUUCCUAACUACAAAGAACCUUCAUCUACUAGUAUUUCACCCAAUGAAGUACCAAGAAGUUCAUCUGGAUCUUUACCUAAACCGAGUCAUCAGAAUGGAAUUGAGAGCAGCAAUAUCAGGGAGAAAAGAGAGAUGCCACAGGAUCUACCUGGCAAGCUCGACAAUGUGAAGUUGGACGAUACUUUCACAAGUAUUGGAAAUGAUAAUGGAAUACCGAGCAGUUCUUCUGGGUUUUUAUCUGAACCGAGACCUCCCAAUGGAUCUGAGAGCAGGGUCAGGGAGAAAACUGAUAUUCCACAUAGCAUAACAAGCAAGGUUGACUAUACGCCGGAGAAAUGGAUGUUGAAUUACCAAGAGCAAGGACUCUUCAAUCAGUUGAAUCUUGCAAUAGUGGGCCAUGUUGAUUCUGGGAAAUCCACAUUAUCAGGUAGGCUGCUACAUCUAUUGGGUCGAAUAUCUAAGAAAGAAAUGCACAAAUAUGAGAAGGAGGCGAAACAAAUGGGAAAGGGAUCAUUUGCUUAUGCAUGGGCGAUGGAUGAAAGUUCUGAAGAGAGGGAAAGGGGUGUAACAAUGACAGUGGCUGUUGCAUAUUUUGACUCCAAAAAGUACCGGGUGGUUUUGCUGGAUUCCCCAGGACAUAAAGAUUUUGUAUCAAAUAUGAUAUCCGGUGCUACACAAGCAGAUGCUGCUGUUCUUGUUGUUGAUGCUUCCAAAGGAUCCUUUGAAGCAGGUAUGGAUGGUAUUGGCAUUGGACAAACAAAGGAACAUGCUCAACUUAUUCGGAGUUUUGGUGUCGAGCAACUUAUUGUUGCUGUCAAUAAGAUGGAUACCGUGGAAUUCUCUAAGGAAAGAUUUGAUUUUAUUAAAUUGCAACUUGGUUCUUUCCUCCGUUCCUGUGGAUUCAAGGAAUCAUCUGUCACUUGGGUUCCACUUAGUGCCAUGGAAAAUCAGAAUUUGGUGUCAAGUGCUUCAGACAAGCGUUUGAUAUCUUGGUUUCAGGGGCCAUGCCUUUUGGAUGCAAUAGAUUCCCUGCAACCUCCCCUGCGGGAUAUUUCAAAGCCACUUCGUAUGCCUAUCUGUGAUGUGACCAAGUUUCAAUCACAGGGGCAGCUUGCUGCCAGUGGGAAGCUUGAGGCCGGUGCUGUUAAAAAUGGUUCAAAGGUUUUGUUGAUGCCUUCAGGAGAGUUGGCUACUGUGCGAUCUAUUGAGCGUGACUCAUAUGCUUGUUCUGUAGCACGAGCUGGGGACAACGUCGCUAUCAGUUUGCAGGGAAUUGACUGGAGCCAUGUAAUGCCAGGUGGCGUGCUGUGCCACCCUGAUUUUCCUGUUGCUGUAGCGACCUCUUUGGAAUUGAGGAUUAUUGUCUUGGACAUUACUGUACCAAUUCUAAUUGGAUCUCAGGUUGAGUUUCAUAUUCACCAUGCAAAGGAGGCAGCAAGAGUAGUUAAGAUAAUCUCUCUCCUUGAUCAAAAAACCGGGAAGGUCUCUAAGAAAUUACCGCGCAUCCUCAAAGCCAAACAAAGUGCUGUUAUUGAGGUGGCUUUGGAUGAAGCAGUUUGUGUCGAAGAGUUCUCAAAAUGUCGAGCCCUUGGAAGGGUAUUCCUUCGAUCUUCAGGAAAUACCGUUGCAGUUGGUGUUGUGACUCGAGUAUUUGAGCGUGGUUCAUAAUUCCAGAUGUAAAAUAAUGGAGAAAUUUUUACGUUGGAGCUAAUAGAAGCCCUUGAAGCAUAUGCAGAGACAAGAGAGCUUAACAAAUUUUGUAUUGUUUUAGUAUUAUAGGUUGAGCACACAUGUAUAAGUCAAUAUUCAUAAUGUAACGUCGGCCUUUAGAGUGAUAUUUUUUUUUCUUCUAUUUAUUCGGUUGUUGGAGAGAUACAUAUUUAAAUAAAUGAGUUAUUAUUUGAUAA